UGUGCGGGGGAGGUAGAGACAGAGAGGAGGAAGUAGAAAGACUGAAGGAGAGAGAGAGAGAGGGUAAUCGAUUACAGUUUAGGGAAUAAAUGUACAUGUACUUAGUGAAUGAGAGGAUUCUGAUUCUGAAGGAAAGGAGAAGAGAGUGAAAGACUACAUCUGGACCACUGAAGAGGGAGUGGCUUGGAAAUAAGGAGGGUGUGUGGUGUAAGAGAGAGACAGAGAAAAGGAGAGAGAGAAAGAACGAGAGAGAAAGAGAGUGACCCAUUGAUAAGUGGGAGAUUGAAAAAAUAUCAGUCAAAGAAAGAACCAAAAGGCAGAGAAGGAGAGAGGGGAGAAUAGUGACUGUGAGAGCGAGAGAGAGGGAGAAAGAGAAGAGAAAGAAGAGAGAGAGCCCCAACGCGCUGUCCCACCCCUGACCGACUUGCCCUCCUCCUCCUCUGCCCUGAGAAGCAAGUCCCAGAUCGAGAGAGGGAGAAAGAAAAAAAUAAAGGAGUAGAGAGAAGCAGAGAGAGCACCCAGACCAGCACAGGACUCUGGAAUUCAGAAGCGUUUGGAGUAACACACACCCGCCUGCACUAUUUCUGUGGAAAUUUCAAUUGCUCACAGUGGGACUACCAUUGAAAGAGAGUUGAGAAGGAAAAAGAAAGAGAAAGCAAGAAAGACUGUUCUUAUUUACUGUGGACUUUAGUGCUUCACCAUGGCACCUGUCACAUUCAGGCAGACAUGGACCUAAGAGUGCCACAGGACCAGGAGAGCCCAGAUAGAGAUCAUACAAAGGUUGCAGUUCCACUGUGAGGAGCUGUCCCGUCAGAGCUGAAAGUGCACGCGGAAGACAUCCAAAGGGGGGGGGGAACGCCGCACUACGCCGUCCGAGACCAAAGCGAUAACAUCCCGACCUCAGCCUCAGGCUAGUGCAGACCCCGGGACGACAGGAUGAUGACGGUGAUGAUGGUGGGGAUGAUGGCAACGUGUAGCUCCCUGCUCCUCCUGGGGCUGAUGGCCUCCCACGUCUCAUCCAGCGGAAUCCCCAAGACCAGCGCCUCUUCCCCGCCCACAUCUUCCUCACACACCUCCACCUCUUCCUCCCCUCGCAUGAAGCUCUCCUACAAAGAGCUGCAGCAGUUUCAUGGCGUUCGGCGGUACGAGCUGGAUCGGUCGUGCUGUUUCAGCGCCCUGUUAUUGGACGAGGAAAGGGGGCGGCUUUUUGUAGGCUCACGCAACUUCCUGUUGUCACUCAGCCUGGACAACAUUGCAAAGCAGGAGCACAAGAUCUACUGGCCGGCCCCGGUAGAUUGGAGGGAGGAGUGUAACUGGGCAGGAAAGGACAUCAAUACAGACUGUGUGAACUACGUCAAACUAGUUCACCACUAUAACCGAACCCAUCUGUACGCCUGUGGAACUGGGGCUUUCCACCCCACAUGCGCCUUCGUCGAGGUGGGACAGAAGAUGGAGGACCAUGUGUUCAGGAUUGACCCAUCUAAGGUGGAGGAUGGGAAAGGGAAGAGUCCCUAUGAUCCCCGGCACCCUGCAGCGUCAGUGCUGAUAGGUGACGAGCUGUAUGCAGGCGUGGCCACUGACCUCAUGGGUAGAGACUUCACCAUCUUCCGCAGUCUUGGGGGACGGCCAUCCAUCCGCACUGAGCAACAUGACUCACGCUGGCUCAACGAGCCUAAGUUUGUGGGUUCAUUCUGGGUGCCAGAGAGUGAGAACCCAGAUGAUGACAAGAUCUUCUUCUUCUUCCGGGAGACGGCAGUGGAGGCCCAGGGUCUGGGGAAGACCACCUACUCCCGUAUCGGACAGCUCUGUAGGAAUGAUAUGGGUGGCCAGCGUAGUCUUGUCAACAAGUGGACCACCUUCCUGAAGACUCGUCUCAUCUGUUCUGUCCCGGGUAGUGAUGGCAGUGACACCUACUUCGACGAGCUCCGGGAUGUGUUCCUGCUGCAGACCAGGGACAGAAAGAACCCUCUGGUCUACACUGUCUUUUCUACCUCAAGCAGCGUAUUCAAGGGAUCAGCCGUGUGUAUCUACACAAUGAAUGACAUCCGCCGGGCUUUCUUGGGGCCUUUUGCUCACAAAGAGGGGCCGAACUACCAGUGGGUCCCCUUCCAGGGCAAAGUCCCAUACCCACGGCCUGGCAUGUGCCCCAGCAAGACGUUUGGCAGCUUCGAGUCCACCAAGGGCUUCCCUGACGACGUGAUCCAGUUUGCGCGUCACCACCCUCUGAUGUUUAACCCUGUGUACCCCCUGAACCGGCGGCCUGUUUUCCUGAGGACCAACGUAGACUACAGCUUCACCCAGAUUGCUGUCGACAGGGUGGGCGCCGCAGACGGGCAGUAUGAUGUCAUGUUCAUUGGCACAGACAAAGGAACGGUGCUGAAGGUGAUCUCUGUACCGAAAGAGAGCUGGAACAACAUGGAGGACCUGCUACUGGAGGAGCUGGAGGUGUUCAAGGAUGCGUCAUCCAUUAUCAACAUGCAGAUCUCCUCAAAGCGGCAACAGCUCUAUGUGGGUUCAGACACGGGGCUGGCUCAGGUUCCUCUGCACCGCUGCAGUAUCUAUGGGAAGGCCUGUGCUGAGUGCUGCCUGGCCAGAGACCCGUACUGUGCCUGGGACGGUACCUCCUGCACCCGCUACCUACCCAAUACCAAACGGCGUUUCCGGCGUCAGGACGUGAGGAACGGGGAUCCAAACACCCUGUGUUCCGGAGACCACCACAAGCACCGUGUGGCAGAGCGGAAGCUGUACGGGGUGGAAGGUAGCAGCACCUUCCUGGAGUGUAUCCCCAAAUCCCUACAGGCCAGAGUGACCUGGACCUUCCAGAAACAUCCACAUAACCCCCGGGAACAGUUGCGUCUGGACGACCGCGUGCUGCAGACGGAGCGAGGGCUGCUGAUGCGAAGGGUUCUGAAGCGCGACGCCGGCCUAUACCAGUGCCACUCUAUGGAGCACGGGUUCACCCAGACCCUGCUAGGCAUCACCUUGGAGGUGGUGCCUUCCACCUCCCCCUCCCUGCCCGCCGACUCUCCCCUUCGACUGGACCCGCGAAGUGGCGGCACCGCCCUGCCCUCCAACAAUCAGAAGCUGUGGUACCGUGACUUCAUGCAGCUGGUGGACCACCCCAACCUGAGCACUGUGGACCAGAUCUGUGAGCAGGUGUGGGAGCGCAAGAACGCCCAGUCGGACAAGAGCUUCCAGGCUUCCCCUCCCAAACCGGCCCACGGCCCCCUGGUCCGGCCCCCUGCUAAGAACUGGAAGCAUCUGCAGGACACUCGCAAGGGGAGGAACCGCCGCACCCAUGACGGGAAACCCUCCCCUCGAGCACCCCGUAGUGCAGUGGAGUAAAGCCCGGCAGAGAGAAGAGUGGGAGAAGAAAAGACUGGUACUGAAAGAGAGAUGGUGAAAGAGGGGAGGAAAGAGAGGAGGAAAAGAGUGAGACUGAUAGAGACCAUGGACUUCUGGAGGUGGUCAACCAAACACACACACACACACAUAGAGCACCUCCUUUGUGAAUAUUUCCUUUCCAUCACCCCACUAUCUACUGCCCCAUGAUGCUUCAUUCUACCGUGACCCCCUGACCCCGACCCCUUGCUUGUAUUGGCCCUUAUUAUUACUACCUGUCAUCAUUCUAUCUGCCUUAGCUUUUAAUCAGUCUGUAGGCACUCUCCUGGAGAACUUACCACUGCAAACGCACGGAACCCACUGGAAUACCCACAUUUAAUCUGCCAACUGGAAUACAACAGACUUCUAACUUGAAUAUUAGAAUGGGAAAACAUGCAGAAACGUACAACCUGAAAUUACUAUAACUUUGACGAUGAAACGGAUGACAGAUUCUGGGACAGACAAAAAACAAUAAAAUCCAGACGGAAUCCUGAAAACGUCCAAAUGCACAUUGACGAACGGAAAUAUAAUCACAUUUCACGUUUUUACAGACAGCUUAGUUUUGAACAUGUGCUUUGAGAUAGGCUUUAACCUACUUAUUUCUUUGCUUAUUUUUUUUCAAAUCACUACAGAAAAUAGUAAGCACUAACAUCAUUCCAGUGUAUAGAAAGAGUUCUCAAUAUGAGGUGAGAUUCUGAUGCAGAGAGAGCGAUAGUGUACAAGAGUAAUACCAUAGUUCCAUUGUGAUUUUUGUUUUACAAAAUGGCUGACACAGUAGAGGAAGGGCAAGAUAUUUUACAUCUGCGCUAUUCAACUCUGGUCCUGAAAGCCCAGAAAACAUCCACCGUUCAACCUGUCCUUCUAAAAAGGGACUGAUUUAGGCUUGAGACACCAGGUGAGCUCACACUAGGAGUGGAGUUGAAUAGACCUAUUUUACAUCUAUGUUUAUCGGGUGACGAGAAAGAUGUUUUUCGUCUUUUAUUUGGACUUUUAUUUAAAUGAUUUGUAUGUGUUUUCUGACUUUAAUGACGUGUGAGAUGGUACAGGGGACAGACUGGGCAACGUCAGUGGGGGGUGCUCUGCCAACCAAUAGGGGACUCUGAAAACCACAACCCCAUUUUGACUUUGAGAUAAAAGCAUGAUAUUUAUGUAUGAAUACAUCUUGAUUUUUAUUAUAAACGGUAACUACUUUGUUCUUUUACACUGCGUAGUGAGGGGUGGCUGGGUGUUUGUGUGCGUUUGUGAGAGAGAGUGACUGUGUGUGUGUGUGUGUGUGUGUGUGUGUGUGUGUGUAGUUAGCAAGAAAGUAGAAGUCUUUCAGUUAAAAAUUCCCUGCUAUUAAAUAUUUCCAUUACACCCUAAGCACAUGAACAAUAAUUAUUCAAAAUGACAGUUUUAGUUGAAUUCAGAAACAAUAAUCAGGCACAAUAAAGUAAGUAGAGACAUUAAGGAUUUACCUCCUUCCCUGUUGCCUCUGUGUUUUAACUAUACGGUACCUUGUAUUGACUUGUGUUCGCUACACCCAUUGUUUGUCCUCUGUGAAACGAUGUGAGUAGAUCGCCCCCUUGUGUUGUUUCUCUGUAAAGUCCUGGCCGGGUCCACAGACCCUCUGUGGUACCACUCCUUCAUUGAUAGUCUGUGGUGAAAGAAAUGGCUUUGUAAAAUAAAACCUGCUUUUACGUUUUCUCAUUUUACCAGUGGAAUCUACAAGAGAUUUAGAUGUAUGGAAUCCUGUCUUAUUUAUUACUGCUUUAUAAAGAUGUAAUUAUUAACUCUUGAAUGACCGAGGCCAAUAAGUUAAGUAGGCUGUAGUUUUGUGCUCUUUAAUUGCAUGACCAAGGUUAGUGGCUAGGCGGUUGAAAUAGAGACUUAGGCUGUGAGCCUAAAAGGCACACUACUCCCUAUAGUGCACUUGUUUUGACCCUAGAGACAAAAGGUACUUGGAGGAUCCUUUAGAGGUUCUUCAUUGUAACUGUGGGGGAACCUUUAGAAGUUCCUCAAAAGAAAUAUAAAUGGGUAUUUCAAAUAACUCCUCCCCAAAGAACCAUUUCGAAGAACCCACCCCCAAAAGAAUCCACCCCAAAAGUAUUUUUCAAAGAUUAUUCAAGAAUCAAUUUAUAUGGACUUUAGAAGAACCCUUUCAAAGAGUCCAUCUCUUAUGCAAUUUCAAUGUGAAGAAACCCUAAAAGAAACUCCAGGAACCUUUUGUUUUAGAUUGUAGUGCACUUUUAAAGGGGAUAGAGUGUGAUUCAGGACGCAGAUUUUGAGAAGAGAAACUGACUUGAGAAAGCACAACGUUCAAUAUGGUUAUCCCUUGUAUUUAUGUGUGCAGAUAAGCUAAUAUGUUGUGGUGGAUUUUUCCUUUUCAUGUAAAGAGUUACAGUUGUACCAUUAUACAUUAUCCAAUGGCCGAUCCUUUCUAUUCCAGGCUCUGUGACGUACCCCAACACUACAACUGGGAGGAAAAGUGUGUGUGUGUGCGCGUGUCUGUGUGUGCGCGUGUCUGUGCGUGUGCAUGUGCGUGCGUGUGUGUACGUUUUGGAAAGGAUAGCUUUGUACAUAUUGGCUAACGUGUAGUGGUGGUCUGUGGAGACGGUUCGAAGUUAGAUGGCCAAAGUUGACAAGGUGCACUGUAUUACUUCCAGAGCUCAUUGUGGAUUGUUGUCCAAAUGUUUUUGAUUAACACAAUAAAAUACCCAUUUGCUUUA
Messenger RNA from Esox lucius (northern pike), 6089 nucleotides. It is a transcript of the gene sema3b, whose product is annotated as sema domain, immunoglobulin domain (Ig), short basic domain, secreted, (semaphorin) 3B. The record is from RefSeq and is a predicted model, not a curated record. Lineage: Eukaryota; Metazoa; Chordata; Actinopteri; Esociformes; Esocidae. The coding region runs from base 937 to 3345 and encodes 802 amino acids. Gene Ontology annotation, molecular function: chemorepellent activity; semaphorin receptor binding. Gene Ontology annotation, biological process: axon guidance; neural crest cell migration; semaphorin-plexin signaling pathway. The transcript has 18 exons.